Messenger RNA from Mesorhabditis spiculigera, 65 nucleotides. The record is from the annotation of a GenBank genome assembly. NCBI's taxonomy places the organism in Eukaryota, Metazoa, Nematoda, Chromadorea, Rhabditida, Rhabditidae.
AUGCUCCCUCAUCAACAGCGCAAGCUCAGCUACUGUGGCUACGAUCGGAAGGCGCCGGAUCGAUG